UAGGAACACGGAACGCAACGGCUGGGACGGGAACCUGUUACCGGAGGGAUUCUGAGGGAGAGGGAUCCGUGAGUGAGGGAGGGUGUUGAUGAGAAUUUCGCUUUCGCGCGUGGAUUGCAAGUCCUUUACGGUUACGGAAGGAUAUUCUGAAGAGAAUCUUCAGCGAGAAGAAUCUGUCAAGAGUGUUAAAGGAGGGAUGUGAGCGAAAAAAAGUUAUUGAAUUAUCCGCAUAUCACUCUGGGGAUGGUGUAUAGUUAAAGUGAGUGUGGGGACCGCUAGGAUACGCUUCCGGUGCGAGAUGUCCUGGUGAGAGAGUAAAAAGUUCGAAGCAGAUGCUGCGAAAUUGUAAAGUGUGCUGAAGUAGGAAAUUUUUUGGUGAACGGAAGGGGAAAUUGCGUUUUUCUUUCGCGUGAUACCCGCAGGAUAUCUGUGUAAAGUGUGCAAAAGGAUUCGCGUGUCACAAAGGAUCCACUCACGGUUACGUGAUACUGCUCUUACGGGGAAGAAACGAAGAUUUCGUUAAUUUACUUUCCCAGAAAGAAACCAAAGCCCAAGGAUCGCAGUGCAGAGCAGUGUGUAAACAUGAUGAUUGAAUUUGUACAAUCAGCUUCAUCAACGGAACACUCCGCCGUGGGAGUUGCACGACUUCCGGGAAAAGGUUACGCGCCGAACCGAUGUCAGCUAGCGGUGGUGGUCGCAGCGUAAUUCACGGAAUCACUAGUCAAUAUCGGGGAAUAUCCGUGGUGAAGAUCAAACGAGCCUAAAAGUUUUCACAAGGUGGUUCAUUAAAAAAGUUUUGAGCGCUCAGUUCGUUACACGCGUAAGGAAGAGUAAUUAGUUUAAGUUAUUUAUUGAAUAUUUAAAUUAUUUAAAUUAUUAAUUACACUGUAAGAGCCUACCGAGAACCGUGACCAUGGAAAAGAAGCUUACUGCAGCUUACCUGGUGGUCGUCCUACUGGCCACAGCGGGCAGUGUCGAGGGUGGCCGAUUCGGACUGCUUGGCGGACAGGUGGCGCCCAUAGAGGUCAUAGAGGAGUGGGGCUGUUACGACACGGAAAUUCGGCUAACGUGCGGAAACCUCGAGUCCAGGGUAGCGAUACUGGAGGCCAAAUUCACACCUCGGUGCGCCGACGAACGCGCCGAGGACUGUGUGCACGUGGACGAAAUCAGUAUGACGCGUUCGUUUUCAUCCCAGAAGGUGGACCGGCUAGCCCUGGAGGAGAAGGAAGCUGGCCAGCGCUUUCUGCAAACACUGCGUCGAGCCCACGAGCACGAUAAGGAAUCGACGCCGUCGGUCGGUGCGGUACAGUCGCCGGGUGGUGAGGGUGAAGCUCCGGUGGCCAACGUUCGCACCAAGAUCAAGGACAAACGCAGUUCGUUGAGAGUAACGCUGGAGCAUUUGAUUGUACGGUAUUUGCGAAGAAUUACCAGUAGUGAUGAAGAAGAGGACGGUGAAGGUCAGGAAUCGACCUCGAUGAGGUACCGCCGCCAGGUGACCGGGUACAAUGGGAACGGGACGGAAAACGCGACGGAACUGGCACCCGGAAAUGAGGGACCAGACAGCUCGGUUGAGAUCACUCUGCUCACUAAUGAUACCGAGGUUGGGAACGAUAGUGUUGGGUGGGGUUACCCGGCAACGCCGACGACCGGGGAGAGUGCAGUGGAAAGUGUCAACACGGAGACCGCCGCCGCCGGGGUCGUCACGUCGGAAAGUGAGAAAAAUUCCAGAAUGGUCAACGACGACGACGGCGACGACCCGGGUGACAGUGAUGAAGAACGAGUGAGUGAUGAGCAGGAAGAUUACGGCAAGGGACACAGCAAGAAGAAAGUUUGCACCAGCAUUCGCAAGCGAAUCGCUCAGUUGGAUCGGUUCGAGCUGCAGAAAUCGCUGCGGAACGAUUCCUUCCGGGAGUACAACAUUCGCAACGCCCUCAACUACAGAUGUUCCGGCAAAAACCACUGCAGCUUCGUAUUUGCCCAGGACCACCCUUAUGCGGUGGUGUGGAAGGAAGGGACCGUACGUGUGAAAUACAUCUGUAUGGACGAUUUCCGCAUCAGCAAGUACUGCGAGGAGCACUUAAUUAUCGGCAGCGAGAACCGGUGGGACCGGCGCCGCAACAACCCGCGGUCAUCGUCCUCGUCCUCCACAGUGGAGCGCGAUAUUUCCGGCGGUAAUGACGACGACCAGCAGACGGGCAAGUCGGCCAACCUCGUCGUCGCCGUGGACGAGCCUCGGGCGGGCUUUACAGACGACCGUGAAGAGUACCCCGAGUACGAGUACGAUGACCGGGACGAGGAGGAAACUGAGGAGGAGGAAGAACAGGAGCAGGAAGAGCGAGAGCAAGACUACGCCGACGAUGGACCGCGGGGGGAACCCAGGGCGGAAGCACUGCAACAGCCACAGCCGGUGCAACAGUCGAGUCAGCAGCAGCAGCAGAUGCAUUCGUUUCACAAUUUGAAAAUCCUGAAAACGUUUCCCGGGCCGGAAUCCGACGACGUUGCCGCCGUUCAAGCGACGCUUAAUGAAACGGAAAAAGAGCGGUUACAGCUGGAGGUGGAAGCGGCCAACCGGAAACGGCAGCGCCAGAAGGUGUUCUCGCAGGACUUUCGCGUGCUCAAGAUCCUCCCCAGCAACCUGGACCAGAUCGAGGACAUCAAGCGGAUCGGCAACGAGUACUACUUCAAGAAGGACGUCGAAGUGGUGGACGACGCAGAGAACGAAAUCGUUCCACCGUCCUCCACCAAAAACGACACCAACAACCAGUUCACGGAAACGCUCGACAUUGUGGUCCUGCCGGCUCCGACGACCAAGGACGCUGACGUGUACGAAAGUGAGCUUGACCUGCCGGUGGACAGCAAAACCACAGUCAACGUGAUAGAGCUAGCAACUCCGACUGUAGUGACCGGACAGGAGCCGAACCAGACGGAAUCGACGGCCAGCGCGUCCACGCCCGCGCUGACCACGCUGGGCAAUCCAAGUGGUGAGCCGACGCCUGGCGUCGAGUCGAACGAAAUCGAGGGCGAUUCAAAACCCAACAAAAGUAGUGGCGAGGACGGAUUUAGUUUUAACAAUAGGACUUUUAAGAAAAUUCAAGACACGGUGCUGGAAGAAAUCGGUGCAGGUCACAGUGAGGAACGGUACCCCGGAAGUUACGACGAUGACAGCGAGGACGACGAUCUGGAGGAUGACGACGAGGACGAUUACGAGGAGAGCGAAAAACGAGGCCAUAAAAAGUAUAUCAGUAUUCAGCGGACGCUUCUAAAGCACCCCCUCCGCCAGGGCUUCCUGAUGACGCCCGGCUACCCCAAGUACUACAUCGGGAACAGCGUCUGCCGGUGGACGCUGUACGCCAAGCGUUCCCAGAAGAUUAAGUUAACUAUUUUAGAUUUAGCGUUACGGAUAGAUGAACCGUGUAGAGAUUACCUAGAAAUCAGGGAUCUGAACACCAAUCAGACCCUGUUUAGCGGCUGCACCGAGAGCACGCGACCCAUCGAAGUGGUUAGCCUUCAGGAUCGCGUCGAGGUCAGUCUGCGAACUGCAACGCAGGUUGCAUAUCCAAAGCGAGGCGUGCUGAUACACUACUCAGCACUCGGCUGCGAGCCGCCGUCGCCGAUUCCGCCGCACAUGACGCUGGUCCGUCGGAGCGAGCGAAGAGUCCGGUACGUCUGUGAUCCCCUGUAUGUUUUCCCCGACACAGCUGAGCCCAGUCGUGAGUUGGUCUGCACCGCGAGACACACGUGGAACCGACCGUUGCCGGCCUGUGUAGAAAAACGCGCCACCGAAGGAAGUGGACUAGUGUCUCAUUACGAGCAGAAGCGAAAGAUCAGUGAUUCCGACAGCAUGUCUGACAAACAGGCAGAUACCGUUUACGACAUCCUUAUUCCGUCGCUUGUAAUCGCCGCCCUAUUUAUCGUGAACGGCAUCGUGUUCGCGGUCAUUAUGCGCUACAGGAACAAGAGAAAACAACGCCUUGAACUAGACAGUAAGGAACUAGCAGAACUGUCUAUGAAGUUGACUUUACUGACCCUCGGGGUCAUCCUGGGUACCGUUGCGGCCGCCCCAACCGAACCUAAGGCGGAUGCGUUGAAGGGCUUUUCGCUCGAGGAGGUGGUUCCGAACCAGUUUGGACAGCGUGGCUUCAGCGGAACCUGGUUGACGGGCAACGAGCUGCUGUACCGCAACGCGGAUGGUAAUUACGCGCGGCUGAACGUGGCUGAUAGGACCGAAAGUGUGCUGUUGGAUCCGAAGGACCUGGAGGCCAAGUGGCCGGGGGCGUCCGUGCAGUUUGUAAAGCCGAACUUUGACAAGGUGUUGAUCCGGUACGCUGUUCGGACGGUGUUCCGCCACUCGACGCUGUCCAAGUAUGCGGUUUUGGAUCUUGUCACGAGAAAUUCGUACGAUGUAGCUGGUGGAGAGGAGGUAUCGAUUUGUAUUCUAUCGCCUACCGGUGGAUCACUAGCUUAUGUGAAGGCCAACAACGUGUUCUACCGUCCAAAUCUUGUGGUAGAUGAAGAAGUUCACUUGACUGAAGAUGGAGUACCGGGGGUGAUCUACAACGGAGUUCCCGAUUGGGUUUAUGAAGAGGAAGUCUUCGGCACGGACGCCACUUUGUGGUUCUCGAACGAUGGAUCACACCUUGCUAUGGCAAGUUUCGAUGAUACCGAAGUGAAGGAGUUCUCGUAUCACAUCUACGGGGAGCCGGAGGAUCCCGCUUACCAGUAUCCAGAAGAGUUCAAAAUUCGCUACCCCAAGGUCAACACGACGAAUCCGACGGUUCAUUUGCGAGUUCGUGCUCUGAACAACCUUGCGGAAACGUGGAUCGAGCUCCCUGCUCCGGUUGACGUGAUCGGUGAAGAUCAUAUUCUGGGCACGGUCAACUGGAUUGGAAAUGACGUGGGAGCAAUCUGGCUGAAUCGUAGACAAAACGUGGCCACCUUCCAGAAGUGCAACGUGCAGUCCCAAGUUUGCACGGAGCUCGCCGGACUGAGUGAACCUAAGGGCUGGUACGAUGUGUACACCCCGCGUUGCACCGCUUCCGGUGAUCGCUGCUUCUUCCUGGGUGAUCAGCACGGUUGGAGACGGAUCUGGGAAAUUCGGGGGGAUCAAAUCACGUUCAAAUCCCCCGAGGAAUUCACCGUUGCGGGCAUCAACGGAUACGACGAAGCUAACAACGAUCUGUACUACACGGCCAUUCCAGCCCACAAGCCGAACCAUCGCCACGUGUAUCGCGAUGGCGGUUGUCUAACCUGUAACCUUCUCAAGGACAAACUUAGCAACGAAACGCCCUGUAACUAUGCCAGCGUAUCGUUUAGUCCCGAUUUUGCGUACUUUGCCGCGACCUGCUCCGGACCGACGCCAUCGUACUCGCAGAUUUUCCGCACGGCCGAUCUUCAGCUGGUCAUGGACUGGGAGCUGAACGAACAGCUGCGCGAACGGUUGUCCGGCUACAAGAAGACUCAAGUGCGCUUCCUACGAGUACCGGUCGCCAACGGUAUGGAGGCUUCCGUGCGGCUGUAUCUUCCGCCGGAGAUUGACUUUGAAGUUCCGGAGAACAACCAGCGUAAAUAUCCAAUGAUCGUACAGGUCUAUGGUGGACCCAACUCGGCUCGCGUCAUUGACACAUUCACGGUCGGUUUCGGGGACUAUCUGACCACUACCAAGCAGAUUAUCUACUGUCAGAUCGAUGGUCGCGGAACCGGUAACCAGGGCUACGAGUUCCUGUUUACGGUGAACAACCAGUUGGGAUCGGUGGAGAUCCAGGAUCUGAUCGCGGUGACCAAGUCUCUCCAAGACCAGUACGCGUUCAUUGAUAGCGAGCGGACCGGCGUUUGGGGAUGGAGUUACGGUGGGUACGUGACUUCGAUGACCCUGGAGAAGGACAGCGCGCGGGUGUUCCGGUGCGGGAUCGCGGUAGCUCCGGUCACCUCGUGGAUGUUCUACGACUCGAUCUAUACGGAACGGUUCAUGGGUUUGCCGAGGGAGGAUGACAAUGCGAGGGGGUACGAGGCCGGUGACGUGUCUCGGUUCGUGGACGGAAUGGAGGGGCAUCUGUUUCUGCUAAUUCACGGCAACGGGGAUGACAACGUGCACUACCAGAACUCGAUGGUGUACGUGCGGGCGCUCGUUGAGAAGGAUGUGCAGUUUGAACAGAUGAGCUAUCCAGACGAAGCCCAUGGCCUUGUGGGUGUUCAACGGCACCUGUACCACACCAUGGACAACUUCUGGAACGAGUGCUUUGCAUGAUGUGGUCUGCUUAAAUAAAACUUGCUUAGUAACAAGUGCUAGUCAAUUAUGAAA
Messenger RNA from Culex pipiens pallens (northern house mosquito), 6298 nucleotides. RefSeq lists its product as uncharacterized. Gene Ontology annotation, molecular function: serine-type peptidase activity; dipeptidyl-peptidase activity. The record is from RefSeq and is a predicted model, not a curated record. Bases 914 to 6244 code for a protein of 1776 amino acids. NCBI's taxonomy places the organism in Eukaryota, Metazoa, Arthropoda, Insecta, Diptera, Culicidae. The transcript is spliced from 16 exons. Gene Ontology annotation, biological process: proteolysis.